AUGGCGUGUGUCUGUGAGGCUCAUGGGAAUCCCUGCCCUACACUAGAGUGGCGUCUGUCCGGACAUGUGCUCGCUAACUCUACAGAAACCUCCAUCAGUGAGGAGACGUUAGGAAGCACAGGAGUGAAGAGCAUCCUGAACAUCCAUCAGUCCCUCACAGACACGGACGUCCUGCAGUGUUUCAGCACAAACAAACACGGCAGCGGCAGCCAACAGUUUCAGGCCAUCCCACCGCCACAAGACACACGUUUCCAUCAUCCGUCGGUGCUGCUCGGAGCUGCUGUCGGUGCGUCAGUGAUGAUGAUCGUGUGCAUCGUGAUGCUCUGCUAUGAACGAAGAGGGAAAGAAAAACCUUCACAGACCAGACAAGACGACAGAUCUGGACUCAUUCUGACGGCCGUUUCUCUGGAUAAUGACAGUGAGAUUGUUUACGCCAAUAAAGGCAUGCUGUCAUCCGCGGCACCGAGUGCACCUGAAUCUCUUCAUUAUUCCUCCAUCGACUUCACAAACGCUGACCCGCCGUCAGGAGAGAUCAGGGGCAUCGCCUCGCUGACCAGUGAAUACGCUGCGGUCCGACAGCGUCCUGCAGGAGCCGCAGACGCAGAGAACAACACCUCAACAUCUGAGACAGAGCCCAAAAAAACAGACAUGACAGCAAAGAUCACGGACACGUCCUCACCGGCAUCAGAAGACGUGAUUUAUGAAAACACGAGCCAUCGCUACAGACCGAAGGAAGCGCUGGUCAGCGCAGAUGAUGCUGAAAAACAAGACUGAACCAAAACCUUUGAAUC
This is a messenger RNA of Sinocyclocheilus rhinocerous, 791 nucleotides long. RefSeq lists its product as uncharacterized. The transcript has 4 exons. Gene Ontology annotation, cellular component: plasma membrane. Gene Ontology annotation, biological process: cell adhesion. Bases 1 to 774 code for a protein of 257 amino acids. The record is from RefSeq and is a predicted model, not a curated record. NCBI's taxonomy places the organism in Eukaryota, Metazoa, Chordata, Actinopteri, Cypriniformes, Cyprinidae. Gene Ontology annotation, molecular function: sialic acid binding.